AUGGAGAUUUCCUUUGUGGGGCCUUACUCUAAAAGUAAGCGUGACUCGGAUAUUUUCAAUACUAGAAAUGAGCCAGUGGCUACCAAAGCUGAGUCAUCAUCCUAUGAAUUACAGAAAUUAACUCCUUUGACCACAAAAGGUAUAUUGAAAUCUGACCAGUCGGUAUUUCAGAAACAUGUUCAUGAGUUAAAGCUUGCCAGUUCUGACUCUUCUCCCAGGUAUGACACUACAACAACAACCAUAGGUAGUGAUGAGGAAGCCUCUGAUUUCUACUUAGAGGAUAAUGAAAAUGAGAUGUAUCCGGAUGGAGGCUGGAAAGCCUACAGCGUUAUUCUGGGGAGUUUUUUUUGCUGCUUCACUCUUUUUGGUAUCAUGAACAGUAUCGGAGCUGUCGAAUCGUACGUUCAAACUAAUCAGUUGGCAGAUACUUCAGUUUCUACGGUUUCCUGGAUCUUUUCUCUCUAUAUGUUUGUCUCCUUAUUUAUGGGAUUGUUUGUUGGUCCCCUGUAUGAUAGUUUUGGCUCUCGUUGGUUGUUGCUUGGUGGUACCGUGUUUACCUUUAUUGGACUCUUUACGUGUGGUGCCUGCACUCAAGUCUACCAGUUCAUCUUAAGUUUUGGUAUUUGUACUGGUAUAGGGACAGGGUUAAUGAUGUCCCCUGCAAUUUCAACUGUUUCCAGUUGGUUCAGUAAGAAGAAAAGAGCCUUUGCUCUUGGUUUGGCUCAGGCCGGUGGCUCUGUCGGUGGUAUGAUUUUUCCAAUCAUGCUCAGAUACUUAUAUCCUAAGUAUGGCUUUAACUGGGCUAUGAGAAUUAUGGCCUUUUUCAACUUGGGCGUUGAUCUAAUUGGUACAUACCUUGCCAAAGACAGAUUGAAGGAGCUCCGUGAAAAAACUGGUGAAGUGGACUCCAGAACCAUAUGGGAGAAGUUAAAACGUUCCGUGGAUCUAAGAGCUUUCAAAGAAAAGCAGUUUUUCUCUUUAUCCUGUGCCCUUUUCAUGAACGAAUUCUCUCUUUUGAUUACGUUGACCUAUCUCUCUUCCUAUGCCAUGGUCCAUGGCGUCUCACAAGCAGAGAGUUUCAAUAUGAUCACCAUAAUGAAUGCUGCUGGUGUUAUAGGGAAGUUCGUUCCAAACUAUUACGCCGAUUUUUACGGUACCUUCAACAUGAUGAUUCUCAUGUCGGCAUUAAUGACUGUCUCUAUGUUCAUAAUAUGGUUACCAUUCGGACAGUAUAAGGCGGCCUUAUACAUAUUUGUGUCCAUUUUUGGAUUUGGCUGUGCUUCCACCUAUGCUCUUACCGGUGCUACUGUUAGUACCAUUACCCGCGAGACCAAGGAUUUUGGUAAAAGGUACGGAGCUGCAUACGCUUUCGUUUCCUUUGGUAAUUUGGUUUCGUUACCUAUUUCCGGAGCCUUCAUUAAAGAGAAAACUGCCGCAGAUUACACCAGGAUGGUGAUUUUUGCCUCUUGCACAUGUGUUACUGCUACGAUUCUUUUCAUCGUAUCCAGAUUCACCAUAGUGGGGAGAACCUUCAAGGCCAUUAUAUAA
This is a messenger RNA of Brettanomyces nanus, 1548 nucleotides long. RefSeq lists its product as uncharacterized. The transcript has 2 exons. Gene Ontology annotation, cellular component: fungal-type vacuole membrane. The record is from RefSeq and is a predicted model, not a curated record. Gene Ontology annotation, molecular function: transmembrane transporter activity. The coding region runs from base 1 to 1548 and encodes 515 amino acids. NCBI's taxonomy places the organism in Eukaryota, Fungi, Ascomycota, Pichiomycetes, Pichiales, Pichiaceae. Gene Ontology annotation, biological process: transmembrane transport.